This is a messenger RNA of Dioscorea cayenensis subsp. rotundata (Guinea yam), 1639 nucleotides long. Its product is annotated as noroxomaritidine synthase-like. The transcript has a single exon. Gene Ontology annotation, molecular function: iron ion binding; heme binding; monooxygenase activity. The coding region runs from base 20 to 1558 and encodes 512 amino acids. The record is from RefSeq and is a predicted model, not a curated record. Lineage: Eukaryota; Viridiplantae; Streptophyta; Magnoliopsida; Dioscoreales; Dioscoreaceae.
AGCAAACCAACAAGCAACAAUGGCUAGUAUAUUGCCUUCUUGGCUAUCAAACCCUGAGACCAUACUAAUCUUAGUUUCCUUUAUCCUUCUUUACCUCCUUCGCCAUUACUACCAAAGUCAUCAUCAUCAUCAUCAUCAUCAUCAUCAUCUUCCUUUCAACUUUCCGGUCAUCGGAAUGCUCCCCGGCCUCCUCACCAACAUUCACCAAUUUCAUUCCUGGAUCACCAACCUUCUCCGGGCUUCAUGUUGCAAUUUCAUGUUCAAAGGACCUUGGUUUUCAUCCAUGGACAUGCUAAUCACUUGUGACCCUGCCAACAUCAACCAUAUCUUCAACACCAACUUCAAAAACUACCCAAAAGGAGAAGAAUUCUCUGAGAUCUUUGAUUUUCUCGGCGAUGGAAUCUUCACCGUCGACGGCGAGUCAUGGAGGUUGCAGAGAAAGAAAGCUCAUAACUUCAUCACUGAUCAUAACUUCAAAGCAUUCUUAAUCAAGUCUAGCAAUUCCAAAGUUUACACUGAGCUCAUCCCUCUUCUCCGGCAACUCGCCGGAGAAGAAAAAGAAACACAAGUUUUGGAUUUGCAAGAAGUGUUCUUGAAGUUCACUUUUGAUGCUACAUGUGAGUUAGUUUUUGGUGUUAAUCCAAAGUCUCUCUCGUUGGAAUUUCCAACCAUUCCUUUCUCUAAAGCCAUGGAUGAGACCAUGACUGUGAUGUUUCUCCGGCACAUCAUGCCAGCCCGGUUGUGGAAGUUGCUAAGGUGGUUGAAUGUCGGAGAAGAGAAAAAACUAGCAAGAGCUCGGAAAGUUAUAGACCAGUUCAUAGCUGAAGCAAUCAAGAAGAAGAGAGACAAUCAUGGAAACAUUAGAGACUGUGAUCUUCUAACAUCUUACAUCAAAGACACAAACUCUAUGAAAAAUAUCCAAGAAUCUAACAAGAUAUUAAGAGAUACAACUAUAAAUCUAAUGCUAGCCGGAAGAGAUACAACUGGUUCAGCACUUACAUGGUUCUUUUGGUUAUUGAGCAAGAACAAACAAGUAGAAGAGAAGACCAUUGAAGAGCUGAAACAGUACUCAUUGGAGAAGAAGGAAGAGAUUGAUAGUGAAGAGUUAGGUAAAUUGGUUUACUUGCAUGCAGCUUUGUGUGAAUCAUUGAGGUUAUAUCCACCUGUUCCUUUUGAACAUAAAGGUGUUGUUAAAGAAGAAGUGUUACCAAGUGGUGAUAAGGUUAAACCAGGGAUGAAGAUAGUAAUCUUGAUUUAUGCAAUGGGAAGGAUGAAGGGAAUUUGGGGUGAGGAUUGCAUGGAGUUUAAGCCUGAAAGAUGGAUAAGUGAGAAGGGGAAGUUGAGGCAUGAGCCUUCAUUUAAGUUCUUGUCUUUCAAUGCUGGGCCAAGAACUUGUUUGGGAAAAGAGGUUGCUUUUGUUCAGAUGAAGACAGUGGUGGUAGCUAUGAUCAGUAGGUUCCAUUUUCAUGUUGUUGAAGAUCAUGUUGUUGAAGCUAAGUGUUCUGUGAUACUUCAUAUGAAGAAUGGUUUAAUGGUCAAGAUCACAGAAAGAGAGUGAGAUUUUUAUCUUAUGUGGUUGAAAAGAAAUAAUUAAAUUAAAUAAUGAUGUUGAAGCUUUGUUAAUUUUAUGAUUGAGUUA